UAGAAGCGACAGCGAUUUAGCGAUUUCUUCAAACAUGUGGUCAUAUGUUAUCCGUAUAAAUGGAAAUAAACCCAGUAAAUGAGAUAUGGUUUUCAAAACUUCAGUCUGAUGAAAAAGAUUCAACCGAUCCAUUUCAAUUAAGCGGUGCACAUGAUCGACAUGUGUUUGGGAAACCAAGAGAAAUAGGAUUCUUUUCUAUCGAUUCAAGCCGGCAAUUGUUAGAGAACAAAAGUCAAAUGAAAUAUUUAGUUUUUCCUCUGAAAAUGCGCGAUUUGGAAAUUGAUCUAAAUGUUAAUUGUAAAUUGGAUGUUUUUCAUUAUUACAAUACAAUUGAAAAAAUGUAUCAAACAUUGAAGUGGCUAUCGCGUAACCAGAAGAAACUCCAGACACUUUCGAAGAAAACUGAUUUUGUUACAGUUAGAGGUGCACUAGUGAAAAUUAUGUGUACACCCUACUUAAAAGGUUGUAUCCGCCCUCAAUGGGAAAUCUGUGCAACAAGAUAUGAAGGAGUCAUAUAUUUCUGUGCAAUAGAUUCAGAUGAAGACAUAGAAGAAAAUAAAAAUGCAACUCCUAAGCAACUCAUGUUUCAGUCAUGGGGUUAUAAAUUUGAACAAUAUAUGACAACCAGUGAAAUAGGAAGUAAACCAGAUGUAUCAUCAACAACUCAUCAAUUGGAGGAGUUUUGCAUCAUGCUUGAAAAUAUCUUUAACGAACAUACUCUUAUAUACAAAGCCGAAGUGGAUGCUGUGAUACCUUACAGAUAUCCAGGUCCAGGAUCUGGUGAUACUUCAUGCUACACGGAGCUGAAAACUUCAAGGACGCGUACGAGAAUCAGUGCAGAAAUGUAUUUCUAUCGAAAUAAAUUACUAAACUGGUGGACACAAUCUUACUUAGCUGGCAUUCCUGAAGUGAUUUGUGGAAUGAGAGAUGAUUUGGGUAUUGUAAAUUCAUUGGAAGUUAUCAGAAUCAGUAAUAUGCCUAAUUUGGCUCAGGGAUUUUGGUCACCAGACGUUUGCUUACACUUCUGUGAUUACUUUUUGAACUACCUUAAGAAAACAGUGAUAGAAGAUGAUCCCAACACAGUUUAUCAUUUUAAAUACACAUCUGGGGAUACAGUUUACUGCAAGAGAAUGAUCAAUCCAGAGGCAAGGUAUCAAGUUAUUCCAAAGUGGUAUGUUGAAAGCAUGAAGAACAUAAAAUAAAGUGAACCAGAUUUUAUUCUCUAUCACAGACUUAUUGAGUUUUAAAAUUUUAUGUAGAUAUUUUAUAAGACAAAUAAAUUUUUUUAUCCUAAUUAUGUUUUUACCAUAUCUGCUUUUUUACACUAAACUAUCAACUCAAAUUUACAAUUGAAUAACACUAGGAUUGAUUUUUAUACAUUAUAGCAAUAUGUUGUAGUUUUGGAGUUUGUGUUCGUGAAUAGUAAAAAUCGUAUUAUUUUAAAAUAAUAUUACAGUGA
Molecule: messenger RNA, 1459 nt
Organism: Uloborus diversus
Lineage: Eukaryota; Metazoa; Arthropoda; Arachnida; Araneae; Uloboridae
Product: decapping and exoribonuclease protein-like
Exons: 6
Coding region: 60-1202 (380 amino acids)
Biological process (GO): NAD-cap decapping; nuclear-transcribed mRNA catabolic process
Cellular component (GO): nucleus; cytosol
Molecular function (GO): mRNA 5'-diphosphatase activity
Source: RefSeq, a predicted model, not a curated record